Cordyceps fumosorosea ARSEF 2679 is the source of this 531-nucleotide messenger RNA. RefSeq lists its product as hypothetical. Lineage: Eukaryota; Fungi; Ascomycota; Sordariomycetes; Hypocreales; Cordycipitaceae. The transcript is spliced from 2 exons. The record is from RefSeq and is a predicted model, not a curated record. The coding region runs from base 1 to 531 and encodes 176 amino acids.
AUGAACCCCCACUAUUAUAUGGGCCGAAAAGACUGGGAAAUGAUGAGAGCCUUUUACGAGUACGACGAGUCCAACUGCGAGUGCCGCGCCUUUGCCAGGCUCAAAGAGGCUGGGCACGAGGAUCUUGCAAUCGGCUGCUUCGGCUAUGUCCUGCUAGACGAGGAACACGAGCGGAAGCUGCACGCCCAACUUGAUGAAUCGCUUCCUGGGGCGGGACGGACGGCCACCGCCGAUCCGGGCAUCGUCAAGGAGUACGCGCCUCCCGGUGAGGAGCACGAGUUCCGGCAGACCGACGCGGAGAAGUUGCUUGUUGACGUGAAGAAGCUGCAGCAGCUCGGCAUCAUAAGGAUCGACGUCGCGGCCCGGCAAUUGUUGGGCUGCCGGAUCAGCGACUUCAGCACCGCGGUCACCGCGCCGCACUUUGCCGCGACGCCCGAGCGGAACCCCCACCUGACGCCUGAUAUGCGCAAAGCCAUAGAGCUAGAAAUUUUUUCGAAGCCAAGAACGACUAUCUCCAGUUUGACGAGAUGA